Molecule: messenger RNA, 304 nt
Organism: Staurois parvus
Lineage: Eukaryota; Metazoa; Chordata; Amphibia; Anura; Ranidae
Source: the annotation of a GenBank genome assembly
UACAGGGAUGACCAGAGACUGCGGACACAGUACAGGGAUGACCAGAGACUGCAGACACAGUACAGGGAUGACCAGAGACUGCAGACACAGUACAGGGAUGACCAGAGACUGCGGACACAGUACAGGGAUGACCAGAGACUGCGGACACAGUACAGGAGAUGACCAGAGACUGCGGACACAGUACAGAGACUGCGGAUGACCAGAGACUGCGGACAGUACAGGGAUGACCAGAGACUGCGGACAGUACAGGGAUGACCAGAGACUGCGGACACGGGAUGACCAGAGACUGCGGACACAGUACAGG